Messenger RNA from Thyridium curvatum, 1368 nucleotides. RefSeq lists its product as uncharacterized. Gene Ontology annotation, biological process: transsulfuration. Gene Ontology annotation, molecular function: transferase activity, transferring alkyl or aryl (other than methyl) groups; pyridoxal phosphate binding. Bases 1 to 1368 code for a protein of 455 amino acids. NCBI's taxonomy places the organism in Eukaryota, Fungi, Ascomycota, Sordariomycetes, Thyridiales, Thyridiaceae. The record is from RefSeq and is a predicted model, not a curated record. The transcript has 6 exons.
AUGUCUGAGCUCAGCAAGAACUUCGAGACCCUCCAGCUCCACGCGGGCCACACGCCCGACAAGGAGACCAACUCUCGCGCCGUGCCCAUCUACGCCACUACUAGCUACGUCUUCAACGACAGUUCCCAUGGCGCGAGACUGUUCGGCCUCAAGGAGUUCGGCAACAUCUACACCCGCCUGAUGAACCCCACAAACGAUGUCUUUGAGAAGCGGAUAGCGGCGCUCGAGGGCGGCGUCGCGGCCGUCGCGACCUCCUCGGGCCAGGCCGCGCAGUUCAUGGCCAUCACCACGCUGGCCGGCGCCGGCGACAACAUCGUCUCGACCUCGAACCUGUACGGCGGCACCUACAACCAGUUCAAGGUCACCCUGCCCCGCCUCGGCGUCCAGACCAAGUUUGUCAACGGCGACAAGCCCGAGGACCUCGCGGCCGCCAUCGACGACAAGACCAAGGCCGUCUACGUCGAGAGCAUCGGCAACCCGCGGUACAACGUGCCCGACCUCGAGAAGAUCGCCGAGCUCGCCCACGCCAAGGGCGUCCCCGUCAUCGUCGACAACACCUUUGGUGCCGGCGGCUACUUCUUCCGCCCCAUCGACCACGGCGCCGACAUCGUCGUGCACUCGGCCACCAAGUGGAUCGGCGGCCACGGCACGACCGUCGCCGGCGUCGUCGUCGACAGCGGCAAGUUCGACUGGGGCGCCAACGCCGCGCGCUUCCCCUUCAUGGUCGAGCCGUCGGACGGCUACCACGGGCUCAAGUUCUGGGAGACCUUUGGCCCCAUCUCCUUCGCCAUCCGCGUGCGCGUCGAGCAGCUGCGCGACAUCGGCCCGUGCCUGAGCCCCUUCGCCGCGCAGCAGCUGCUGCUCGGCAUCGAGACGCUGAGCCUGCGCGCCGAGCGCCACGCCUACAACGCGCAGCGGCUGGCCGAGUGGCUCGAGAAGAGCCCCUACGUCGGCUGGGUCUCGUACCCGGGCCUGCCGAGCCACCCGUCGCACGAGAUGGCCAAGAAGUACCUCAAGCGCGGCUUCGGCGGCGUCCUGAGCGUCGGCAUCAAGGGCGGCGCCGCCGCCGGCAGCCAGGUCGUCGACGGCUUCAAGCUCAUCUCCAACCUCGCCAACGUCGGCGACUCCAAGACGCUCGCCAUCCACCCCUGGACCACCACCCACGAGCAGCUGUCUGACGAGGAGAAGGUCAGCUCCGGUGUCACCGAGGACCUCAUCCGCGUGUCCGUCGGCACUGAGCACAUUGACGAUAUCAUCGCCGACUUUGAGCAGUCCUUCAAGGCUGCCGAGGCGACGCGCACGAGCGGCAACGGCGACGGCGCCAAGGCGGACGAGAACAAGCACGAGGAGGCUCCCACCGUGGUUUAA